ACCGAGCAGCAAAUUCGCCGUGCGGAAGAGGCGUUGGGGGGGGGGGGAGUGUGUCCGAACUGGCGGCGUGGCCGGAGUUGGAGAGAAGAAGAAAGGGGGCUUGGAGCUGCCGCGCUUCCUCAUCCUCCGUAGCUUUGGAGUUCCCGGAAUCCGGCGCCUCUUUUCAGCGCUUCCUCUUCCUUGGGAAUGUUUCUGUGCGGAUGGGCGGGCUCCUUUCUUCCCUAGAAACCAGCCUGAAGUUUGGGACUACAUCAGGAGUUGCAGGGGGAUUGCCCCUUCCCUCAAUUCUAACUCCAGCCAUUACUCCUUCCCUCUUCUUAAUAUGGCAGUGGUGGGUGAAGACCCGGCCAGAUUUACAACAGAUGCUCUGCCUUCUGACGCCAGACUCCUCCCAACAUUGACAAAUGCCUAUCUGGGCACCCGAGUCUACAGGGACAUCCUUCAUGUCAAUGGGGUGUACAAUGGAGCAGUUGGGCAGACACAUCGGGCUGAUCUCCCCAGUCCCGUCAAUGUCAAAAUGGAUGUGGAUGGGGCUGAUGACCUGAGGGAGACCUUCUGUCUGGACACCAGGACAGGGACAUAUAUCCAUACAGCCCAGUGCUCAGAAUAUACAGCUACUCAUAUGAUUUAUGCCCACCAGUCUCUUGUCCAUCUCCUGGCCUUCAACAUAACGAUUGCAAGGUCAGCUUUCGAAACUAAGCCCAUCACAGUGAAUCUCCACACCCAGUUCACACCCGAGAGUCCAGACCUGGACUUGCAGAAAGGGCCAGAUUUCCUGGGAGCUCACUAUUUAUAUGGAAAGACAUUGGUCCCAGAAGUAGAGGGUGGCCCCCAGCCUACUGUACACAUGAUCUGGACCCCGGUGCCCCAAUCAGUGACCCUCCCUGGAGAUCACAAGGAGCAGAGGUGGGAGUUCCUCACUGCCAUAGCAGAGACUGAAGAGGAUGUGCAAAGGACCUUUUGUGAAGGGAUGUCCCUGAUCGGAUCUGGUUCCUUAUAUCUGUCUCACAUCCAGGCCUGGGCAGCACUCUGGGAAGGCUGCUGUGUAGAUGUGGACGGGCCUCUUUCCUUGAGGCAGGCCAUCUAUGGCUGCCUGUAUUACCUGCUGAGUGCCAUUCCUCCUCCGGGCUCUGCUGGCUUCCCUUUCUCUGGAAUCAGCCCAGGAGGCCUUUCCAAUGGCACCUCUGGUGAAGACUACUGGGGCCAUGUCUUCUGGGACCAGGAUACCUGGAUUUUCCCAAACAUCUUGCUUUUCUAUCCAGAAGCUGCUUGUGCUAUCCUAAAAUACAGGAUCCGAACACUAGAGGGAGCUCUACACAACGCACAGGAACAAGGUUACAAGGGUGCAAAGUUUCCCUGGGAGAGCGCAGCAACAGGCCGAGAGGUCUGCCCUGAGAAAAUUUAUGGAGGCGAGGAGAUCCACAUCAAUGGAGAUGUGAUGCUGGCAUUCCAGCAAUAUUUCUGCAUCACUCAGGACUUGAAGCUCUUUCAGCAGGAAGGCGGCUGGGAUGUAGUCCAGGCUAUCGCUCAGUACUGGUGCAGCCGAGUUGUGUGGAACUCUGAGGAAGAAAACUAUCACAUUGUUGGUGUUAUGCCUCCAGAUGAAUAUCAUUGCACUGUAGCUAAUUCUGUCUAUACAAAUGCAGUUGCCCAGAGGAGCUUGAAAUUUGCAAUUGACUUGGGCUCCCAAUUGCAUUUUGUUGUCCCUGAAGAGUGGAAGGAGAUUAUGAAGAAACUUAAAGUGCCUUUGGAUAAGAGUAGAUGGUACCAUCCAGAAUAUGAUGGAUAUUGUCCAGGUGAGCCAGUGAAACAAGCUGAUGUUGUCUUGCUUGGGUUUCCUGUCAUGUACCCCAUGGAACCAGAAGUCAGAAGGAAUGAUCUAGAAAUCUAUGAGCCUGUGACUGAUCCCCAGGGGCCAGCCAUGACUUGGAGCAUGUUUGCAAUUGGCUGGUUGGAGUUGAAGGAAAUCAAAAGAGCACAGCAACAAAUGGACAAAUGUUUCAGCAACAUCACCGAGCCGUUCAAGAUCUGGGUGGAAAACUCUGAUGGAUCAGGAGCUGUAAAUUUCUUGACCGGGAUGGGUGGAUUUCUGCAAGCCAUCUUUUUUGGAUAUGCUGGGUUCAGGAUCUCCAGAAGCUGCCUGAAGUUUGGCCCUGUUUAUCCUGAUGAUAUAAAGCAGCUGGACAUUACUGGAAUCUGCUACUUAGGAAGCAAGCUGAAUUUCACCCUCACCAAAGAGAAAACCAUCAUCAAAAUGACCGAGUCUUCCUCUAAUUUACACUUACCUGCUCUGGAGGUGGUACUGGCUGGAACAGGAGAGCAUCUAUCCUUAAAAGAAGGGCAAAGUGUCUCCUUCUUUACAACUGCUGGCUGGAUUCAGAAAGAAUCUGUUCUGCCAUGAAAACCAGCUGGGUGACUUUGGGCCAGUCCCACUCUCUCAGUUCAACCUACCUCACAAGACUGUUGUUGUGGGGGAAAUAGAAGGAAGGUUUAUUAGAAAUGUUUGCCGCUUUAAAUUAUUUUUAAAAAUAAUAAAGGAGGGGUACAAAUUUAAAAAAAACAAAUAAACUUUAUGACACACAUAAAAGCUAUCAAGAAAAAGUUGAUAAUUUUCUUAUUCUAUAUUAUUACUGCCAUAUUGCAGAGACAUUCAUUUGUAAGUCUCAGCAAUAUUAUUGGAGAAAUCUUUUUUUAAUGAGUAUGUAAUGCUACAGUAUACAGCCUGAGAUAAUACAAAUUCCAUGGAUACUUAAUGAAAAGAUUAUGCCUUUGCCUUUUUGCUUUAAUAUUAUAUCGUUGUUGCUCCCCAACUGGAUGUUGAACACUUAUAUUUUUAUUUGUACAGUGUAAUUCUUGCAUACAGGUCGUCUUUAACUUACAAUAGUUCAUUUAGUGAUCGU
Messenger RNA from Crotalus tigris (Tiger rattlesnake), 2900 nucleotides. It is a transcript of the gene PGGHG, whose product is annotated as protein-glucosylgalactosylhydroxylysine glucosidase. The coding region runs from base 323 to 2401 and encodes 692 amino acids. The record is from RefSeq and is a predicted model, not a curated record. The transcript has 14 exons. Gene Ontology annotation, biological process: carbohydrate metabolic process. Gene Ontology annotation, molecular function: catalytic activity. Lineage: Eukaryota; Metazoa; Chordata; Lepidosauria; Squamata; Viperidae.